AUGCCCGAAUCCCCGCUGGAGAACUGGACGGUCUUCAAGGCGCGGGGCCGCCCUCACGCCCCCCACCUUGCCCAGCUCGCCCUCAGUUUCCUUGCCCCACCCUGUUCCUUUGUUGGAGGGGUUGGGCCUGGACUCCACUGGGCCCUUCCGGGGCCUCGCAGCCGGGACGGAGCCCGGAACAAAGCUGACUCCAAGGAUUGCCUUUACUUCCCCGCUAUUGUUAGCCCACCUCCAGGAGCCUUCAAGGUUGGGACCCGCCUGAGAGCCAACCUGGUGAGGAGGGGACUCUUUGAGUCCUGUUGUGGGAGCCUCGUAGCCCAACUGCGCUCCCUCGCAGGCUCACUACCAUGCUGCGCUCAGAGCAGGGUCAGCACCUCGGACAGCAGCGCCGCCGUCCGCCCUUUCUGGGAGGUCAUCAGUGAUGAGCAUGGCAUCGACCCCAGUGGCAACUAUGUGGGGGACUCAGACCUGCAGCUGGAGCGCAUCAGUGUGUACUACAACGAGGCCUCCUCUCACAAGUAUGUGCCCAGGGCCAUUCUGGUGGACCUGGAACCUGGAACCAUGGACAGCGUUCGCUCUGGGGCCUUUGGGCACCUGUUCAGGCCUGACAACUUUAUCUUCGGUCAGAGUGGCGCUGGCAACAACUGGGCCAAAGGGCACUACACCGAGGGCGCAGAGCUGGUGGACUCGGUGCUGGACGUGGUGCGCAAGGAGUGUGAGAACUGCGAUUGUCUGCAGGGCUUCCAGCUGACGCACUCGCUGGGCGGCGGCACAGGCUCGGGCAUGGGCACGCUGCUCAUCAGCAAGGUGCGGGAGGAGUACCCCGACCGCAUCAUGAACACCUUCAGCGUGGUGCCCUCACCCAAAGUGUCGGACACUGUGGUGGAGCCCUACAACGCCACGCUGUCCAUCCACCAGCUGGUGGAGAACACGGACGAGACCUACUGCAUCGACAACGAGGCCCUUUACGACAUCUGCUUCCGCACCCUCAAGCUGGCCACGCCCACCUACGGGGACCUCAACCACCUGGUGUCGGCCACCAUGAGCGGCGUCACCACCUCGCUUCGCUUCCCGGGGCAGCUCAACGCCGACCUGCGCAAGCUGGCCGUCAACAUGGUGCCCUUCCCCCGCCUGCACUUCUUCAUGCCAGGCUUCGCCCCCCUCACAGCCCGCGGCAGCCAGCAGUACCGGGCGCUCACGGUGCCCGAGCUCACCCAGCAGAUGUUCGACGCCAAGAACAUGAUGGCCGCCUGCGACCCGCGCCAUGGCCGCUACCUGACCGUGGCCACAGUCUUCCGCGGGCGCAUGUCCAUGAAGGAGGUGGACGAGCAGAUGCUGGCCAUCCAGAGCAAGAACAGCAGCUACUUCGUGGAGUGGAUCCCCAACAACGUCAAGGUGGCCGUGUGUGACAUCCCGCCGCGCGGCCUCAAGAUGUCAUCCACCUUCAUUGGCAACAGCACGGCCAUCCAGGAGCUGUUCAAACGCAUCUCGGAGCAGUUCACGGCCAUGUUCCGGCGCAAGGCUUUCCUGCACUGGUACACGGGCGAGGGCAUGGAUGAGAUGGAGUUCACGGAGGCCGAGAGCAACAUGAACGACCUGGUGUCUGAGUACCAGCAGUACCAGGACGCCACCGCCGAGGAGGAGGGAGAAAUGUACGAAGACGACGAGGAGGAGUCGGAAGCCCAGGGCCCCAAGUGA
This is a messenger RNA of Psammomys obesus (fat sand rat), 1698 nucleotides long. RefSeq names its product tubulin beta 3 class III (gene Tubb3). Bases 1 to 1698 code for a protein of 565 amino acids. The transcript is spliced from 6 exons. Gene Ontology annotation, molecular function: structural constituent of cytoskeleton; GTP binding; GTPase activity. Gene Ontology annotation, cellular component: microtubule; cytoplasm. The record is from RefSeq and is a predicted model, not a curated record. Gene Ontology annotation, biological process: microtubule cytoskeleton organization; mitotic cell cycle; axon guidance. NCBI's taxonomy places the organism in Eukaryota, Metazoa, Chordata, Mammalia, Rodentia, Muridae.